AUGGCUGCAACAGCCUUUACCAAAGCAGCAUUACCUCAACGCAAUGGGUUUGGUAGCAAAGGAAAACGCAUUGCAGUUUACGCUAAUCAUUAUCCAAUCUCCUUUCAAGCGGAGAAUUCCAUCAUUCAAUAUGAUAUGCAAACUAAUCCUGAAGUCAAAAUUAAAUCUGAUCUACGCGAUUUCAUUUCUAUUUUACAAUCCAGUUAUUCACAGCUUUUUCGUGGUGUUGUAACAGCGUUUGAUGGUGUACGCAAUAUUUAUGCUAAUAAAAGACUAAAUGGAAUUAGCAGUGAUGGAAAGACAUUCACCAUUGAUAAAGAAAUGAGACCUGGCGCCAUUAAAAGUUUCAAAAUCCAAAUUAAGGAAGUGCAAUUAAUCCAAUUAACCGAUUUAAAUCGAGCGUUACGUGGCGAAACCGAUGUCCCCUAUCAAGCAAUACAAGCAGUCGAUGUUGUUUUACGUUGUACUCUGGCCAAGAAAUUCACCAUGGUUUAUCGAUCCUUUUAUCCAGAACCUGCUGAUGACGAUUGGCGAUCGUUAGGCUGUGGACAUGAAAGUUGGCGUGGUUAUUAUCAAAGUGCACGUUCAACACAGACGGGCUUAUCCUUAAAUAUUGACACCUCGCAUACUGCAUUUUAUGAGGCUGUACUCGUCCAUAACUUUAUCGCUCGCUAUUUCAAUCAAGAUGAAAUACGAUCACUACGAGAUUUUCAAAGAAAAACCAUGGCAUCCGAAUUGAAAAAUGUCAAAGUGACUGCUCUUCAUGGUGACAAAAAACGCAAAUAUAGAAUCACCGAUAUCUCCAACAAUAAACCCAAUCAAAUUCAAUUUGAUCACAACGGAAAACGAGUCAGUGUGACAGACUAUUUUAAAACGACUUAUGGCUAUACCAUCCGCUAUCCCGAUUUACCCUGUUUAAAAAUGAACAAUAAAGAAAUUCAUUUACCUAUGGAAGUGUGCGAAAUUAUACCUGGACAAUACUACAAGAAGAAAAUUAACGAGCGUGAAACAGCUAGCAUGGUAAGAUUUGCAGCUAUUCCGGCCGAUCAACGGAGAGGCAAAAUUGAUACAUUUGUCAAUCGUACAGCACAGUAUUCUACCGAUCCAGUGAGUAAAGGAUUCAAUAUUCAAGUCGAUCCUCACAUGAAAAAAGUCGAUGCGCGAGUUUUAUCACCGGUCAAAGUCAUCUAUCGUUCUGGUGAAAUGCUACCACGUGAUGGAAGCUGGAAUCUACAAAAUGCUCAAUUUAUCUCCAGCAAGCAAGUUCAUUCUUGGGGCUGUGUUUGGUUUCGUGAUCGAAUGUUAAAUCCCAGAAAAGUAGAAGUAUUAAUCAGUAAGUUGAAGAAAUCGACUGCAGAUUGUGGUAUCGAAGGCAUCAACGAAAAAAAUCUUUGUAUGCAAAUUAAGAAUAUCGACAAAGCCAAUCAUCAAUUCCUAGCCAACUUAGCUUUAAAGAUUAACGCUAAAUUAGGAGGGACGAACAAUACCAUCAAUCAAUCGGAAUUAUUAAAGAAGCCAACAAUCAUCUUUGGUGCUGAUGUCACUCAUCCAGGCAUCGGUGAUCAAACAUCGCCAUCGGUUGCAGCAAUCGUUGGAAGUGCCAACAUCGAUUUGAGUCACUAUUUUCAUGCUAUUCGUAUCCAAGAACAUCGUAAAGAAAUCAUUCAAGAUUUACAAAGUGUAGUUAAAACCAUGAUGCUUUCGUUCUAUCGAAAAUUACAUAGAAAGCCUGAGCGAAUCAUCUUUUAUCGCGAUGGAGUUAGCGAAGGCCAAUUUAACGAUGUCAUUCGCGAAGAAUUAACGGCGAUCGAGAAAGCAUGCCGUAGCAUAGAAGAAGGCUAUCGACCAGCUAUUACCUUUUUAGUAGUUCAAAAGCGUCAUCAUACACGCUUUUUCCCAUCUCAAAAUAAAGAUUCCGUGGGGAAAGCUCGCAAUGUCCCACCAGGCCUAGUAGUCGAUCGAGGCGUUUGCCAUCCUUCCCAGUUCGAUUUCUAUCUAUGCAGUCACUUUGGUAUCCAAGGAACAAGUCGACCUACUCACUACCAUGUAUUACUGGAUGAAAAUAAGUUAUCAGCGGAUAGCUUACAAGAGUUUACCUAUCAAUUGUGUCAUGUCUACUGUCGUUGCACUAGAAGUGUUUCUAUUCCAGCUCCAGUUUAUUAUUCUCAUCAUUUAGCUUUUCGAGCACGUUCUUACAUGGCUCAACUUGGAGGAGAGAUGAGACCGCAAGAAAUGAAUCGUAAGAUAGAGCAAGUCUUAUCCAAAAAUAUUGGUGGCGCUGUAUUUUUUGCUUAA
Trichoplax adhaerens is the source of this 2295-nucleotide messenger RNA. RefSeq lists its product as uncharacterized. The coding region runs from base 1 to 2295 and encodes 764 amino acids. The transcript has 2 exons. Lineage: Eukaryota; Metazoa; Placozoa; Uniplacotomia; Trichoplacea; Trichoplacidae. The record is from RefSeq and is a predicted model, not a curated record. Gene Ontology annotation, molecular function: RNA binding; protein binding.